Messenger RNA from Ictalurus furcatus (blue catfish), 1623 nucleotides. RefSeq names its product zic family member 2 (odd-paired homolog, Drosophila), a (gene ptprjb.2). Gene Ontology annotation, cellular component: nucleus. The coding region runs from base 289 to 1623 and encodes 444 amino acids. Gene Ontology annotation, molecular function: RNA polymerase II cis-regulatory region sequence-specific DNA binding; DNA-binding transcription factor activity, RNA polymerase II-specific. The record is from RefSeq and is a predicted model, not a curated record. NCBI's taxonomy places the organism in Eukaryota, Metazoa, Chordata, Actinopteri, Siluriformes, Ictaluridae. The transcript is spliced from 3 exons. Gene Ontology annotation, biological process: central nervous system development; regulation of transcription by RNA polymerase II.
GGGAAGACGCUAAGGAAUCUUUUUUUUUUCCUUCCCUUUCACUGGGAUUUUAAGUUAUAAGUUAUACACAAGAAAAAAAAUCUAGGCGAUCUGAGUAAGAACGCUUGUUUUUUUUUUCUUCCCCCGUGUGUGAGGAUUAGUACAUACAAGUUUUACCUCAUGUCGUGUUUUCAAAUCUGGAAGUUAUUACUUCCAUAGCUAACAGUCUUCUCUGUUUAUUUAUUCGGCGGUUAUCUGGGCCGUUACAGGUAAACUGCUUUGAGCAAAAUUUGAAUUAAGUGAGAAAUAAUGUUACUGGACGCUGGUCACCAGUUCCCUGGCUUGGGAGUGGGGACAUUUGCGAGGCAUCACGCGGCAAGCGACAUGCAGGACAGGGACUUGAGUUUAGCGCAGAACAGCUUCGUUGACUCUGCGCACAUGGGCGCUUUUAAACUGAACCACGAUCUCUCCCCCGGACAGAGCUCAGCGUUCACCUCACAAGCCCCUGCUUACCCCGCCGCGGCUCUGGGCGCGCACGCGGCUCAUGUCACUUCGUAUGCGAGCUCGCCGUUCAACUCGACUCGGGACUUCCUUUUCCGCAGCCGAGGUUUCGGAGAAUCGCCCCCGGCGAGCGGCCAGCAUGCCAUCUUCGGCCCCACUGCGGGGUCCCUGCACCAUUCCCACGCAGACAGCCAAGGCCACAUUCUGUUCCCCGGGAUCCACGACCAGCACGCCUCGCAUGGAUCCCCAAACGUGCUCAACGGGCAAAUGCGACUUGGACUACCGGGCGAGGUAUUCGGACGAUCAGACCAGUACCACCAGGUCUCAAGCCCUCGGACCGACCCUUACUCAGCAGCCCAACUCCACAACCAAUACGGCUCCAUGAACAUGAAUAUGGGGAUGAACAUGGCAGCGCAUCACCACCAUCCUGGUGCCUUCUUUCGCUACAUGCGGCAACAGUGCAUCAAGCAAGAGCUCAUCUGCAAAUGGAUCGAUCCGGAGCAGCUGAAUAACCCUAAGAAAAGUUGCAAUAAAACUUUUAGCACAAUGCACGAGCUUGUCACCCAUGUCUCAGUUGAGCACGUCGGAGGACCGGAGCAAAGCAACCAUGUCUGCUUUUGGGAAGAUUGUCCGCGGGAAAGCAAACCCUUCAAAGCUAAAUACAAAUUAGUGAAUCACAUCCGCGUGCACACAGGAGAGAAACCUUUCCCCUGCCCGUUCCCUGGCUGUGGCAAAGUAUUCGCACGAUCAGAGAAUUUGAAGAUUCACAAGAGGACGCACACAGGGGAGAAACCAUUCCAGUGUGAGUUUGAAGGCUGCGACAGGCGCUUUGCAAACAGCAGUGACCGGAAGAAGCACAUGCACGUGCACACGUCGGACAAACCGUAUUUGUGCAAAAUGUGCGACAAAUCCUACACUCACCCCAGUUCUCUUCGAAAGCACAUGAAGGUUCACGAAUCUUCCCCGCCAGGGUCCGACUCGUCUCCGGCAGCAAGUUCUGGAUACGAGUCGUCCACACCCCCCGGGCUGGUGUCACCCUCCACCGAGACCCAGAGCAACACCAACCUGUCGCCCUCGUCCGGCGUACACAGCUCAAACGCACACAGCGGCCUGUCGUCCAACUUCAGUGAGUGGUAUGUUUAG